CCCAUCAUAUAGGUAUCAAUUUAUACAUCAGCUUGCAUGCUACACCUAUAUAUGGCUAUCCGACUCCUUUUUCGUCCUCGCAACACACUCGCCACUCUCGCCAGUAGCCAUCACCUCCACACCACCGCGCUCUCUCUCUCUCUUUCUCUGCUGCCGUAAUAAUAAAUAACAACGCGAACGUCUAAGUAUGGGGGGAUAUACUAGUGCAUUCUGCAUUGGUGCUCCAGCUAUUGCCUCUCUGCUCCGUGCCUCCCCCCGGUUCCCAAACUUUUAACUCCAACCCUUGUUCUCCUCUACGUAGAAGUACUAGCCGCUAGGUAAGUAUACCUAGCCAUUGUAGAUGCAGCUUUCGAAGGAAUCAUGGAUCCUUCGAUGUAUGUUACUUAUACACCUCAGGCAAAUGGAGUUCCACUGGAGUCAAAACUUGCCACUUACAUGAAUCGUCAAAAUUCAUCAGGUCCUAUGAUAACGGCUACUAUAAAUACAAUAAACACAGCCAACGUGACAAAGCAUCUAUCCAACUUGAGUUUGGAUGGGUCUAAAAAAGCCACGACUGGUCAAGAAUUCGUACCAAGCAGAGGUCCUGCGCAUACCAAUAACUCAUCACCAAAUGUAUUUAACAAUUCGUAUCAUUCCCAAGAAAAUGUAGGAGGUACAACAUACUAUUAUGUUCAAAAUCCUGUUGAUCCUUCCCUCAAUGUUGUAGAAGAUGGAGGUGAAAUUGUUGGUAAUGUUGAACCUCAGCCAUUAGCCUACAUCUAUCCUGGUACACCAUCGUAUUUACAACCGUUGAAGCCGAUAAAAUCAACAUCCAAUAGCACAGAGGCCACUACUCCUCAAAUACCACAAGCUCCAAGUUUUUUUAUUCCCGAAACUCUGCGAAUGGAAAUUCUUCAAAAAAAUGCACUAUCACUAGCACAGCCAGAUCUUGCACAGUUUCCAGAUAUACCUGCAGAGGUUGAAAAUUACCAGGAUAUCGUUCCCAUUGAAAUUUUAAACAAACCUGUUUCAGCCGUACUGGGUUAUCAAUCAUCAACAUACAAAGCUACUAAUGUUAAAAAUGGAUCAAAAUAUUGUUUAAGAAGAAUUCAUGAAUUUAGGUUAACAAACACAAAAUGUAUGGUUAUUGUUGAUAUGUGGAAGAAAUUGGCACAUACAAAUAUAGUUCAGUUAAGAGAAGUAUUUACUACAAAAGCAUUUGGUGAUAAUUCUAUGGUAUUUGUAUACGAUUACCAUCCUGGAUCAGAAACACUGUUAAAUAGACAUUUUUCUCCAACGGAACUUAAUGGUUACACAGAUCCAUUUUCGUCAGAUCCCAACGCUCCACGGCCUUACAGUCAUACAAAAAACACAAUACUCAGACAACAGCACAACAGUAUGCUACCAGAAAGCAUCAUUUGGAGCUACAUUAUUCAGCUUACUGCAGCUCUUCGCGUAAUUCAUGCUGCUGGCCUUGCGUACAGAUGCUUGGAUCCAACCAAAGUAUUAUUGACUUCUCGCACACGAUUACGCUUGAGCGGUGCUGCUGUGCCGGACAUCGUAACCUUGGAUGUCAACGUAUCCCAUCCUUUGAGCGCAAUGUCGAUCUAUCAGCAAGAGGAUCUCAUAGCUCUUGGAAAACUCGUGUUAGCAUUAGCUUGCCGCAGCCUAAUUGCCGUGCACCGUGACAAUGUGUCUGCAUCUCUCGAGCUCGUUUCACGCUCCUACUCCACUGAUCUCCGAAAUCUUAUACUGUAUUUAUUAUCCACUCAAGCACGAAAGAGCGUAACAGAUCUCAUGCCGAUGAUUGGGGCGCGUUUCUACACCCAAUUGGAUGCAGCACAACUCUGCUCAGAUGUGCUUGAGAACGAGCUCACGAAAGAGCUUGAGAAUGGAAGGCUCUUUAGACUGAUUGUUAAAUUGGCCACUAUUAAUGAGCGACCUGAGCUCAACAUGGACCCUCAGUGGUCUGAGACUGGUGAUCGUUACAUGCUCAAAUUGUUUAGAGAUUACGUUUUUCAUCAGGUCUCAGCUGACGGAAGGCCAUGGUUAGAUUUAGCCCAUGUUGUAUCAUGUUUGAAUAAACUUGACGUCGGUGCACCCGAUAAGAUUUGUUUAAUAUCUAGAGACGAGCAGAGUGUGCUUAUCGUUAGUUACGCAGAACUACGACAUUGCAUGGAGACUUCUUUCAACGAAUUAGUGCAAGCUACAAAAGGCACCCUCACAGAGGCUGUUUAAACUAUCGUUGAUAAAGAUAAGCGAGCCUCUUGACACUUACCGUUAAUGUGAUAUGGACAUCUAAGGUACUGUCUUAAAAACAAUUUUAACAAAAAAGCUCUUCAGUGAAUGAAAUAGCUUUAAGAGUAAUGCAAAGUAUGAAGUUUAAAAUGCAAAUGAAUUUGCGUGAUAAAGAGCGUGUAUUGUAAAAAAGUUUUUUUCAUAUUAGUAAAUAAAAGUAUGUUUUCCGCGAGAGAAAACAACAAAACGAA
Messenger RNA from Copidosoma floridanum, 2468 nucleotides. RefSeq names its product Poly(A) specific ribonuclease subunit PAN3 (gene PAN3). NCBI's taxonomy places the organism in Eukaryota, Metazoa, Arthropoda, Insecta, Hymenoptera, Encyrtidae. Gene Ontology annotation, cellular component: PAN complex; P-body. The record is from RefSeq and is a predicted model, not a curated record. Gene Ontology annotation, biological process: mRNA processing; nuclear-transcribed mRNA poly(A) tail shortening; protein phosphorylation. Gene Ontology annotation, molecular function: ATP binding; poly(A) binding; protein kinase activity.